AGCACAGGUCAGACUCACUCUACACAGAGACCUCUACAGCACAGACACACAGCCAUGGCACCUACAGUACCUGCAGCAAUGACCUACUCUAAGGAGCACCUGAUUCUGACCAACAAGCUGAGAAAACCAAUGGUGGAGAAGAUGCGCAGAGAUCGUAUCAACAGCAGCAUUGAGCAGCUCAAGUCUCUCCUUGGACCAGCAUUCCUGCAGCAGCAGCCAGACUCCAAGCUGGAGAAAGCAGACAUCCUGGAGAUGGCAGUUUUCUUCCUCAAACGACAGCCUGUGAGCAGCUCCUCCUGCUCUUCCCCUGUCAGUCAGGGGUACUCCAAGUGUGCCCAAGAGAUCAAGCAUUUCCUGUCCAGGGAGGAAGUGAUGUCACAAUCCCAGAGAAGACUUCUGAACCAUUUCCAGAACCUGCCGCCUUCCUCUGAUAUGACCAAGAGUCAGAGUUUGUUGCCUCAGCUGAACUCUCCAGCCAGACAGACCACCAGCAAAGAGGAGACUUCAGUCAAAGGCGCCCUCUGGAGGCCCUGGUAGAGUCCUGCAGACUUUCACUGGACACUCAGACUAACAGAAUUGAAGAGGCUAAGAUGGGCCUGGACAAUAAUUCUCAGUGUGUAGGAAGUGUUUAUCUUCCUCUUCUGCAUGUGCAGGAGUUUAAAGAUAUACUCUCAAUGAGAAAGUCCAAGACUUACAAGUAGUGUUAUGCAACACCUUACACAAACACGCACACACACGCAAACACACAAAACACACAUUUCUAUGGAUUUAAUUUCUUUUGCUUGAAGUCAACUGAAGUUCAUUUAGAAAGGACUUGUUGCUCAAUAUUUGUUACUUCUGAUCGUAACAAUUUCAAAUUCAGCAGUGUUUUGAAAAAUUCAUGGCGAUCGUUUUCUCAUAUUGAGUAUGCCUUUUUGCAGGAUAUUUUGGGUGAUUUUAUUGUUUAUGUUCACUUCAAUUUUAAAAAAUAACCUUCUAUGAAGGAAUUAUGGAAUUGUUAUCUUGUAGCAUAUACUGUAUAUGCUUUGUGGAAGAAAGAUACUAUAUGUCACAUUACAAAGACCAAACUGAUUUCAUGUCAAUUUUUUAUGAUAAUUUGAAUUUUAGUAUAACAUCACAAAUUAAUGUAUAGUACACAGAAUUGUCAGUAUUCCCACUGAUGUUCGAGAUAUUUUAACCUGUGGAAGCUGUUAGUAUCUGCUGGUCUUUUAUAAAGGUCUUCAAUUCUCAUGUAUUGAAUACUCUGUUAGGAGUAUCUUCCUGUCUUGAAGAUGUCUUCAAGCAAUGGUAGUGAUGAUGUAUCACUUUAAAUUUCACUAAGAAUAUGUUAUUUUGCUUUCUAUGGAAGCACGUUUAUUGUUCAGAAUUACUUAUCCAUUUCUAUGCAAUAUUUUUUUGCAGUAAUGUUUACAAACCAAAAAUAAAUGGUAAAAAUCA
This is a messenger RNA of Anguilla rostrata (American eel), 1437 nucleotides long. Its product is annotated as transcription factor HES-5-like. Gene Ontology annotation, molecular function: protein dimerization activity; DNA-binding transcription factor activity, RNA polymerase II-specific; RNA polymerase II cis-regulatory region sequence-specific DNA binding. Lineage: Eukaryota; Metazoa; Chordata; Actinopteri; Anguilliformes; Anguillidae. Gene Ontology annotation, cellular component: nucleus. The coding region runs from base 55 to 537 and encodes 160 amino acids. Gene Ontology annotation, biological process: regulation of transcription by RNA polymerase II; anterior/posterior pattern specification; regulation of neurogenesis. The record is from RefSeq and is a predicted model, not a curated record. The transcript has 2 exons.